Candida tropicalis MYA-3404 is the source of this 1617-nucleotide messenger RNA. RefSeq names its product mediator of RNA polymerase II transcription subunit 14. Lineage: Eukaryota; Fungi; Ascomycota; Pichiomycetes; Serinales; Debaryomycetaceae. The record is from RefSeq and is a predicted model, not a curated record. Gene Ontology annotation, biological process: regulation of transcription by RNA polymerase II. Gene Ontology annotation, molecular function: transcription coregulator activity. Gene Ontology annotation, cellular component: mediator complex; core mediator complex. The transcript has a single exon. Bases 1 to 1617 code for a protein of 538 amino acids.
AUGAGAGGGAAGAAAAAAAAAAUCUUACAACCAAAAGACAACCCAAAUUUUUUUUUUUUCUUUUCGUUCUUGAUUUCUUUGUUUCUUCAUCCAUUCCUUUAUUCCCCAAUCCUUUUCUAUAGAAGAACUCAUCUUUCCGUAGAUCAACAACAUACCAUUGUCAGGAUGGACCAGCAUUCAAAUGGAUCGCCUAAUGGCAAACUAGAGGCUACCUCGUCUCUGACCCCCGAUAUCCCACAUGUAACUGCCAACAUAUUACCACUAUCGAAUAUUCUUAAAUUUUAUACUCAAGAAGCUUAUAAACAACUUACAACUGCAGUGGAAAAUCUAUCUAUGAAUGUUGAAGAUGAAUCCGAUAUCAAGAGGAAGAAGUAUUUCUUGGAUAUAAUUAUAUCUUUACGACAAGAUUUCAUUAAGGUUUAUACAUUGAUUAAAUGGGCUAGUAUAUCGAAAGAUGUAUCGAAAUUUAUUGAUUUAUUGAAUUGGUUUAGAUUACAAGAGUUUCAAUUUGAAAAUUUAAUGUUUCAAUUGAAUGGUUUGACAGGUUAUAGUGGAGCUAAAUUACCAAAUAGUGAUAUUUUAACCGCUUUGGAAGUGUUAUAUAAAGGAAGACCCACAUUACCAUCUUAUAACCACAUAAAGAUUAAAAAUUUGAGUCUGGAGAAAAUAUUGGAAGUGUUGGAAGAUUUGAAUUUGGUAUUGAUGACCAGAUUUGCCUUGAUGGAUGUACCCAAAAAGUUUCAGUAUGAAAUUAAAGACGGACGGGUGUAUAUAACAGUUUCUAAUGAAUUUGAGGUUAGUAUAACUGUUGGAAAUGAUAUGAUUAUUGAUAAAAAAGAAGAUUAUUAUAAAUCUCCAUUUUAUUUCAUUGAUUUUAAGUUUUUAUUUGGAAUUAAUCCAGAGACUUCCAUGAUUACUUAUCACGAUGACAAAGUGUUUACAAGAUUGCCUGCUUCACUGCAUGGUAAAUUAGAGAAAAUUGCAAACCAAGUAUUAUUAAAAGAAGGAUUAGAAGGAUUGUAUGAUUUACUACAUCGAUAUUCAACUUCAUUUAAAAUUUAUCUUAUUGCUAAACAAUUUAAAGAAUUGUUGAAUACAAGGUGGAGAAAUAAUGUUCAAAUAAACUACCAAACUGGAAAAUCAUUAAUCAUUGUAAAUUAUUGGUCACUGCAUUAUUUAUCCAAAAAUUGGAAAUCAUUUCUUGAAUUGGGGAUUGAUAGAAACUCAAACUUGAGUUACCGUUGGUUCAAGAAUGGUCAGUAUUGUGUUGACGAAGAGUUGAACAAAAUAUUCCAUAUAAUACCACAAGAUAACUUGAAUGAUACUGGAAACGCCAGCAACAAUAGCAACAGCAACAACAACAACAGCAAUACUAAUGAAGAUGGUGUCGAUGAAGAAUCUUAUUCAGAUGAUUUAAAUGUUGAUUUAAUACUAAAUGUUGUGGUCAAUAAACAUGCCGAAUUAUUAAUGGGUAUGAUUUAUGAACAAUUGUUGGAUAAAUUUGGUGAAGAUGAGGUAUCCAUGGUUACUCCACAUCAAUUAUUGUUACAAAUAUCUCCAAACAAGUCAACUGUAUUUGCAAUCAACCCAUUAACUGGGGUUCUUUUAUUUCAUUGA